AUGGAAACAGAUAUUAAUUCUGAAAUCUUGCAAAUUGUGCUCAUCGACAGCACACCGUACCGGCUGUGGUAUGAAUCCCAUUAUGCACUGCCCCUGGGCUGCAAGAAGGGGGCCAAGCUGACUCCUGAGGAGGAAGAGACUUUAAACAAAAAGCGAUCCAAGAAAAUUCAGAAGAAAUAUGAUGAAAGAAAAAAGAAUGCCAAAAUCAGCAGUCUAUUAGAGGAGCAAUUCCAACAAGGGAAGCUUCUUGCCUGCAUUGCAUCCCGACCAGGCCAGUGUGGCCGAGCAGAUGGCUAUGUGCUAGAAGGCAAGGAGCUGGAAUUCUAUCUGAGGAAGAUCAAGGCCCGGAAAGGCAAAUAAAGUCAUCUACCAUCCUUA
Molecule: messenger RNA, 378 nt
Organism: Dipodomys spectabilis (banner-tailed kangaroo rat)
Lineage: Eukaryota; Metazoa; Chordata; Mammalia; Rodentia; Heteromyidae
Product: 40S ribosomal protein S8-like
Exons: 2
Coding region: 1-360 (119 amino acids)
Biological process (GO): maturation of SSU-rRNA from tricistronic rRNA transcript (SSU-rRNA, 5.8S rRNA, LSU-rRNA); translation
Cellular component (GO): ribosome; cytosolic small ribosomal subunit
Molecular function (GO): structural constituent of ribosome
Source: RefSeq, a predicted model, not a curated record